This is a messenger RNA of Penicillium atrosanguineum, 1095 nucleotides long. RefSeq names its product fungal specific transcription factor domain-containing protein. NCBI's taxonomy places the organism in Eukaryota, Fungi, Ascomycota, Eurotiomycetes, Eurotiales, Aspergillaceae. The record is from RefSeq and is a predicted model, not a curated record. The transcript is spliced from 2 exons. Gene Ontology annotation, biological process: DNA-templated transcription; positive regulation of transcription by RNA polymerase II. Gene Ontology annotation, cellular component: nucleus. Bases 1 to 1095 code for a protein of 364 amino acids. Gene Ontology annotation, molecular function: sequence-specific DNA binding; zinc ion binding.
AUGGCCCUUGGAUUGGGCCUUCAUCGGAGUCUGCCAACAGAUACCAAGCUAUGCCCGGUGGAUCGUGAGCACCGAAAGCGCGUCUGGUGGACAUUAUACACGCUCGACCGACUAUGCAGCUCCAACCUCGGAUAUCCUUUGCUUAUAAGCGAUGACGUGAUUGAUGUUGAGCUUCCAACAAAUGAAGGCCUUAUUGAAGGCGACUUGGAGGAAUUCACCGAUCCCAACCACUUAAUCGCCAAUGUUAAGCUGGCGAAAAUUACAGGAGAAAUCCUCAAUGACAUAUAUUGCCUCCCACAAAGAACUACAGAGACCUUUGUACAAAGGGUGCAUCGAAUUCUUCUGAGUCUGCGAAAAUGGGACGAUGAGCUCCCACCAAUGCUACAUCUACGCCAAGAACAUUUGCCUCGAAACAUUUCCAGUCUUCAUCUUCAUUAUAAUCAAUGUGUUAUUUCGACAACCCGUCCGAUUCUGUUAUAUCUUUUCAAGAAUCGCUUCUCACUAAGUGCUACAUCUGCCGAGCUCCCGCCUCGGGUCUUUUCCCCUACUACCCUCGCUCUGGCGGAAAGCUGUGUGCAGGCCGCACGGGCAUCGAAUUCCAUCCUAUCAAAACUAUUUGUUGAAGGAUCUCUAGCGUCAUUUGGGUACUUUGAUGCGCACUACCUCUUCUCCUCCACUCUCAUCUUGGUCAUGUCUGCAGUCAUGGACCCAAACGUGGGCAUGUCAGAUGCGGUCUCAUAUGCUUUCACUAUACUCCGAGCUAUGAAGGAAGACGGCAAUCUUCCUAGCUUUGACUACUAUGAGAGACUACAACGUACCCGGGCAAGUGUUGGAAAGAUGAGAGAAGCCAGCGAAGCAAGCUCCCGUGUAUCCGCGGUUCCUAAUGGAAGCACAACGCCGGAGGAACAACUGUUUCACGACACCGAUGGAUCGGCCCUAGUAUUUGUGGACGGAGUUCCCCUAGAUCAUCCUCUUAUAGAUAGUUUCCUGGCAGAUGAAGCCCUCGUAUGGCCUGACGGAAUAGUCCCCCAGGAUGACUCUUUAAGAGAGCUAGCGUGCGAGCUAGGAGAUGAGUUUUUGUUUGGUCCGGCCUAA